Molecule: messenger RNA, 897 nt
Organism: Physcomitrium patens
Lineage: Eukaryota; Viridiplantae; Streptophyta; Bryopsida; Funariales; Funariaceae
Source: RefSeq, a predicted model, not a curated record
AUUCCCCUUGACCUUCAUGUAUCCAGGAAAUACAAUCGAAAUUUAGUCGGAAUUUGUGAAUUGGGAGACUGCCGCGACUGAGCGGUUGUCGCAACACACAGCUUAGAUAUGGGCGCCAUACCUGCCAUGGCCAUGGGAAAGCUUCUUAAUCCACGUCUCACUUCCUCCUCCCAUUCUCCCUUCUCUUUGUCUCCCUCAAGUUGUUUUCCACAAUGCUUUCCAAUCAGCUCUUCUUCCGGCACUUUUCAAUUGAAAGGUGGCGCCCGGCUGAUGCGCUUUGCUUCCAAUGUGGUGACCGUAAUGGGUGGAUAUGUCGUGGAGAAUCCUUGCAAGUUGUGUGCGUUUCAGCACGUUGGCAGUGGAAGUGUAGAGAGGAACGAUGCUGCUUCGACAGGACCUUUGGUGAAGCCUGAGGAUAAAGGACACGGGAGCUCAAAAUCUAGAUCCAUACGUGGAUCGUGGGAUUGAGAUCAGUUGAUACAAUGGCACUCAAUGCUUCGCACGGCGAAUGAGAGCUUAUUAUUUUCGAAAAUGAACAACACAGUUAAAGGAUAUAUAAGAAAGUGGCAAACCAAAGCAAAAAAGCGGUUGAAGCCAUGGUAGCUCACAAAUUUACCGAGGGUCUUUAGAAGACGCAAAACAUCACCAAUUGAGGUAAUAUACAGCAUUUAAUUGGCUCUUUCCAACACAAUUACAACGUGCAAUUGCAGUAGCAAAUCUAUGCUCAGAGAUCUGGGUCGUGAACAAAUUUACUCAUGUCGAGUUGUUAGGUCUAGAAAAUAGAUGUAAAUAUUCAUUUCCUUUUCGGCAUACAGGUGAUGUAUAUAAACCCCCAUAUUCCUUAAGGUUUUGGCGCUUAUUCAUCAAUACUCAUUGUUAAGAAUGAGUAGUAGUGUA